Messenger RNA from Laccaria bicolor S238N-H82, 963 nucleotides. RefSeq lists its product as uncharacterized. Bases 1 to 963 code for a protein of 320 amino acids. NCBI's taxonomy places the organism in Eukaryota, Fungi, Basidiomycota, Agaricomycetes, Agaricales, Hydnangiaceae. The record is from RefSeq and is a predicted model, not a curated record. The transcript is spliced from 5 exons.
AUGGCGAACAUGAACAACUCGCCCAUAACGCAGGUCUCGCAAAAUGGCCCGACACACACGAAUCUACAGCCCCAGCUCCUGACCAGGCUGUUCCUCGACCUGCGUGGCAGGCGGUUUGAGGUCGACCGAGAAACAAUAAUGAACUUGCCAGAAUCGGUUCUGCUGUGUCUGUUCCCCAAUGGGCUCGUUCUCAGUCGACAGAGUGUCGCUUUGACGGAUGGAGGAGGUGAUGACGAGGAUGAAGAGGUGUAUGGAGUCGAUUUUGAUCCAGAUUGCUUCCAAUACGUUCUCACAUUCUUCCGCAACGCGUCAGAAACGUUCUAUGGUACUUCGACAUCCCCAGGCCUGCUGAGUGCACAACAGCACCUCCUGGACUCCCCCACGCCCGACUACCCUGCCACAUCACAAAAUCCACUGCUUUCGAAGCAAGCUAUCAUCGUGCUGCGCGAAGAGCUGGAAUAUUUUUCUAUACCGCCGAAGGACGGCAACCCGACGACUGACCAGAAUGGGAUUGCUAAUGAUCGUUUGCUGGGUAUUAAGCGCAGGUCGGGUGACUAUCUCAUGGAAAAAAGGAAUAUAUUCACGGCGCUUCAGCGGAAUGUGAACAAGGAGAAUAAUGUUGCUGAACAGCAUUUGAUUGACAUGCUCUGCAUGAGCGGCUUCGACCGCGAGGACGAAUGGGGUUUCCGAGCCUUGGAGCCGUCGCGUUGCUGCAUCUCAUCUAUAGCCCUUGUUCUCCUUAAGACGGGUAUUCAACAUCAUCCCAACGGGGAAAAGCCAGUUGAGGUGGAUUAUCCGCAAAUGGCUACUGCGCAGAAAUUGCUGCUGUUCUGGAGAAAACCUGCUAGGAAAUGCUGGUGGGAUGGUCUGGAUGUUGAGCUCCCAGCUGUGGGUGAGGAGCCUGCCCUCACUAUAAAAUUGUGGGCGCGUCGUGUGUGGACAUUGGAGCUCAGCCUGGUGUAA